Molecule: messenger RNA, 1480 nt
Organism: Phragmites australis (common reed)
Lineage: Eukaryota; Viridiplantae; Streptophyta; Magnoliopsida; Poales; Poaceae
Product: probable BOI-related E3 ubiquitin-protein ligase 2
Exons: 1
Coding region: 214-1215 (333 amino acids)
Molecular function (GO): ubiquitin-protein transferase activity
Source: RefSeq, a predicted model, not a curated record
CCUUUUAUUUGUCGUUGCCUCCCUCCCACUGCUGCUGUGCUCACCCGCCCCGCGCCCGGCGUCCAUGUGGCGUCGCCACCUCCGUUCUAUAUAAGCAAGCCGCGACCCCCUCCUCUCCUCUCGCCUUCACACCGUCUCCGGCCUCUUCCUCGCCUUCUCUGGUUCUCUCAUCUCCCCCGGUCCCCGGACUCUUUCGUUACGUGUGUUCUUGGCAUGGCCGUGCAGGCGCAGUUCGGCGGUCUCGCCGGGUGCUUGCCGUAUCCGCCCUACGGCCGCCUGGGCGAGGAGCAGAUGCGGGCGCUGAAGAACUACGGCGCGCUCCUGUCCUCGGCGGUGGUCGCAGGCAACGACGGAUACCAGCAGUACCAGUGCGCGGGCGUGGUCAGCGGCGCGCAGAGCGAGCUCACCUGUAAUGGUGGCGGUGGGGUGCUGGCGUCACGGAAGCGCGGCAGGGAGGCUGAGCUUGAGCAGUACGUGUCGUCCUCGUCGGCGGCGCUGCUGCCCAUCCCAGGGAUGCAGAAGACGAUGGGCGCGGCGAGCCGGAUGGUAGAGUCGGCGAUGACGUCGACCAGCGGGCGGCCUGUGGCGGCAUCGGCGUCGGUGGCGGACGCACUGGUGUCGGAGUUGUGCCAGGGCGCGGAGAUCGACGCGCUGGUGCGGGCUGAGUGCGAGCGGCUGCGCGCCGGGCUGGAGCAGGCGCGCAAGCGGCAGUGCCAGGCGCUGGUGCGGGCCGCAGCGGGCGCCGCGGCGCGCCGGCUGCGGGAGAAGGAGGCGGAGCUGGAGGCCUUGCGCCGCCGCGUUGCGGACCUCGAGGAGCGGCUCCGGCAGGCGGCCGCCGAGAGCCAGGCGUGGUGCGGCCUCGCGCGCAGCAACGAGGCCGUCGCCGCGGGGCUCCGCGCCUCGCUCGAGCACCUCCUCCGCGCCGCCCCGGCACCUGCCGAGGAGGGCUUCGGCGAAUCCGACCCAACCACCUCCCCCGCUGCCGCGGAUGGCGCGCAGUCCUGCUUCGAGGCCAAGGACGCGCCGGUGAACACCGCCGCCGCCGCCACGUCCCCGGUGACUAAGUGGUCCUGCAAGGCGUGCGGCGAGGGCGAGGCGUCGGUGCUGCUGCUACCGUGCCGUCACCUGUGCCUGUGCAAGGCGUGCGAGCCGAGGCUGGACGCCUGCCCCGUCUGUUUCGCCGCCAAGAACGCCUCCAUCCGCAUCGCUAACUGAUCGGAUCCGAUCACCCCCGCCUCGCCGCCGUCCGUGGCGUCUCUCGGCGCCGCCAACUGAUCUCGCCAACUCCAGCUGAGUAACUAGCAGGUUCCUAGGCUAGGCCGAUUAAUCCCGUUCGUUCUGUUCUUUUGGGAGGUCUGAUCACCGCCCGUGCUGCUGUAAAAUCACCGCCCGGUGGAACUUCUCAUCUUCUCCUGUUUUGGGUAAAAAUGGAAAUAAGAAAGAACACGAGUGAAUCAGAAAUUUCAAUUUUGUUUUAUAA